AUGGCAAUUGUGAAGUCAGUAGUAUCUCUCAGUUCCCAAGCUGCUGUACUAGUAGUGUUGUUGCCGGUCAUAGUGGCGACGGGUAAGGCGCAGAUGAGCUGCACGACUCAGCUGCUGGGCCUGAAUUUGUGCAGACCCUUUGUGGUGCCCGGUGCCAUCGAGACAGAUCCGAGUCCUCAGUGCUGUGGUGCACUCCAAUCCGUGCAGCAUGACUGCCUCUGCAGCACUCUCAGGCUGGCUUUACAGCUUCCAUCUCAAUGCAAUCUCCCACCUCUCUAUUGUGCUAACUGACA
Molecule: messenger RNA, 293 nt
Organism: Hibiscus syriacus
Lineage: Eukaryota; Viridiplantae; Streptophyta; Magnoliopsida; Malvales; Malvaceae
Product: protein 108-like
Exons: 1
Coding region: 1-291 (96 amino acids)
Source: RefSeq, a predicted model, not a curated record